AUGCAGUCUCUCGAACUGAAUCUCAUAGUCGCGGCCACUCGCAACAUGGGCAUUGGCCUCCAUGGCACAAUGCCCUGGCAAGGUCUACGUAAAGAGAUGAAGUACUUUGCGCGCGUCACAACUCGCGUGCCACCACAGGCUCCCUCAUCCUCUAUCAACGCAGUCAUCAUGGGUCGCAAAACCUGGGACUCAAUCCCCACCAAAUUCCGCCCUCUCAAAGACCGUCUCAACAUUGUCAUAUCCCGCUCCGCACCUUCAAAGCUCCCCGAGACAGUGGAACCCUCUGAACCCGUGAGAGUUCAGUCUCUUGAACUUGCUCUUCAAUACGCCCGUACUCAUAGCGACGUCGGCCGAAUUUUCGUCAUCGGUGGUGCACAGAUCUAUGACGCCGCUCUCAGACUGCCAGAAUCGCGACGGAUCCUCCUCACGAGUAUUGAACGUGAUUAUGACUGCGAUACUUUCUUCCCUACCGACUUGAAGGAUGGAUCAUGGGAGAGAAAGUCUAGAGAGGAAUUGCAGGACUGGACAGGUGAAGAAAUUGAAGAGGGUGGUCAAGAAGAGGCUGGCACAAAAUAUGAGUUUCAAAUGUGGGAGAAGCGUGAUUAG
Molecule: messenger RNA, 606 nt
Organism: Fusarium mangiferae
Lineage: Eukaryota; Fungi; Ascomycota; Sordariomycetes; Hypocreales; Nectriaceae
Exons: 2
Coding region: 1-606 (201 amino acids)
Biological process (GO): tetrahydrofolate biosynthetic process; folic acid metabolic process; dihydrofolate metabolic process
Cellular component (GO): mitochondrion
Molecular function (GO): dihydrofolate reductase activity; NADP binding
Source: RefSeq, a predicted model, not a curated record